Molecule: messenger RNA, 1924 nt
Organism: Lolium rigidum
Lineage: Eukaryota; Viridiplantae; Streptophyta; Magnoliopsida; Poales; Poaceae
Product: cytokinin dehydrogenase 5-like
Exons: 5
Coding region: 114-1724 (536 amino acids)
Biological process (GO): cytokinin metabolic process
Molecular function (GO): FAD binding; cytokinin dehydrogenase activity
Source: RefSeq, a predicted model, not a curated record
CCAUCUUCUUCCUUCUUCCUCCCGUUUCUAGUGUUCAAGCUACUCGUAACGGGAAACCAGGGAAUUAUCCACAAAGAAACAGAGGGCUGUUCGUUCCUUCAUUGGUGUUGGCAAUGGCGCGUUGCUUGGCGUUCAUGCUGUUUCUCCAACUCUACUGCCUCGUCUCCACCGUCGGGCUGCCGCUGCCGCUCGAGCCCGCUGAGCUGCUACAGCUGGGCAGCGACGUCGGCGGCGGGCGGCUAAGCGUCGACCCGGCCGACCUCCGGGAGGCGUCCGGCGACUUCGGGGGCUUCACCCGCGCCGAGCCGCCGCUGGCCGUGUACCACCCGCGCGGCGCCGGCGACGUGGCCGCGCUGGUCCGCGCCGCGUAUUCCCGCGGCGACGGCCUCCGCGUGUCGGCGCGGGGCCACGGGCAUUCCAUCAGCGGGCAGGCGCAGGCGCCCGGCGGGGUAGUGGUGGACAUGAGCCGACAUAAGGCGGCGGCCCGGGCACUGCCGGCGUACUCGUCGGCGGUGGGCGGGCACUACGUGGACGUAUGGGGCGGGGAGCUGUGGAUCGACGUGCUCAACUGGACGCUGGCACACGGCGGGCUGGCGCCGCGGUCGUGGACGGACUACCUCUACCUCUCCGUGGGCGGCACCCUCUCCAACGCCGGCAUCAGCGGGCAGGCCUUCCACCACGGGCCCCAGAUCAGCAAUGUCUACGAGCUCGACAUCGUCACCGGGAAGGGAGAGACGGUGACCUGCUCGGCGACGACGAACUCAGACCUGUUCUUCGGCGCGCUUGGCGGGCUGGGGCAGUUCGGGAUCAUCACGCGGGCUCGCAUCGCGCUCGAGCCUGCUCCCCGCAAGGUUCGGUGGAUCCGAGCGCUCUACUCCAACUUCACCGAGUUCACCGCCGACCAGGAGCGGCUCAUCUCGCAGCACGGCGGUCGCCGGUUCGACUACGUGGAGGCCUUCGUGGUGGCCGCGGAGGGCCUCAUCAACAACUGGAGGUCCUCCUUCUUCUCGCCGCAGAACCCGGUUAAGCUUAGCUCGCUCAAGCAGCACACCGGUGUGCUCUACUGCCUCGAGGUCACCAAGAACUACGACGACUCCACCGCCGCCACCGUUGAUCAGGAGGUGGAUGCGCUGCUGGGCGACCUGAACUUCCUGCCGGGCACGGUGUUCACCACCGACCUGCCGUACGUGGACUUCCUCGACCGCGUCCACAAGGCGGAACUGAAGCUUCGCAGCAAGGGCAUGUGGGAGGUGCCGCACCCGUGGCUGAACCUCUUCGUGCCGGCGUCGCGCAUCGCCGACUUCGACCGCGGCGUCUUCCAUGGCAUCCUCGGCAGCCGCACCUCCGGCGGACCCAUCCUCAUCUACCCCAUGAACAAGCAUAAGUGGGACCCGAUGAGCUCGGUGGUGACGCCCGACGAGGAGGUCUUCUACCUGGUGGCGUUCCUCCGGUCGGCGCUGCCAGGCGCGGCGCAAACACUCGACGAGCUGGCGCGGCAGAAUCGCCAGAUCCUCGACUUCUGCGCCGACACCGGAAUUGGGGCCAAGCAGUACCUGCCCAACCACAAGUCCCAGCCCUCCUGGGAGGCGCAUUUUGGCCCGGAGAGAUGGGCGCGGUUCGCCAGCCUCAAAGCCAAGUACGACCCCAGGGCCAUGCUGGCCACCGGGCAGGGGAUCUUCCCGCAGCCGGCAACAGACUCGGCUCCGCUCUUGUCCGAUUCUUGAUCCAGAAGGAUGGCUACGAUAAGUAGCUAUAGGUUGUAGAUAGCUAGGCGUAAGUAAUUGGAGAUCAAAGAGGAAGAUUAGUUAGUUUUGACGAUGUAUAUAUAGCUACUUAACUCACCCAAUCCAAUUUGCUUGGAUAGUCCAUAGGAAUUGUUAUAAACGCGGCAAGCAAAUAACGAAGAACGAUAAAAGAAAACGCA